GGCCUGACGCCCACUUACCUAUCCCAACCCUUUAUUCAUAGGAGGGGCAGAUCCCUUUGCUCUGUAUAUAAACGGUGCUUCUCCCUCUCACAGAACUGCUGUUUAUUUCUCCAUCACUUACCUGUGUGCUCUCAUAAUCUAGAAACCAUGGCUGGAAAUCUAGAACAACUGAUCAUCCAUCUGAUUGCCACUUUCAAGAAGUACGCCGGCAAGGACGGAGACUGCUCCAGCCUGAACCAGAAUGAACUUACGGAUUUGGCCGUGAAGGAAUUCCCCUCUCUGUGUAACAACGCAAAGAAAGAUGAAAUUCUGAAGGGAGUGAUGGGCAAGAUGGACAUGGAUGGAGACAAGAAAGUCACUUAUGAGGAAUUCGCAAUGUUCUUCUGUUUCAUCUCCAUCGCCCUAGAGGAGAGUUUGAGCAAGUGAGCGCGGCACUGCCGGAUUUUGCUGUAAAUUUGCUGUAUGGUUCAUGGCUGUGUCAAUAAAACUCUCUGUCAGUUCGUA
This is a messenger RNA of Xenopus laevis (African clawed frog), 504 nucleotides long. Its product is annotated as protein S100-A2. The transcript is spliced from 3 exons. The record is from RefSeq and is a predicted model, not a curated record. The coding region runs from base 148 to 426 and encodes 92 amino acids. NCBI's taxonomy places the organism in Eukaryota, Metazoa, Chordata, Amphibia, Anura, Pipidae.